CAAGUGAAAUGGCGCCCUUGCAGCCGCCCAACACCCACACACACCCGGGCACGGCGCCAACGCAGACCUACUCACCAACCUCAUCGCGGCUCCACCACACGCCGACCCAGCAUAGACCUACUCCACGCUCCCAAAUCACCCUGGCAAAAGGGACACAUGCUACAGCGCCAAUCACAGGCACAGAAUAGACCCAGGGGACAUGGUCCGGGACAAGUGCCUCGCUACCCGAUGCCAACCAUGACGCAGCGGU
Messenger RNA from Pelobates cultripes (western spadefoot toad), 250 nucleotides. The record is from the annotation of a GenBank genome assembly. NCBI's taxonomy places the organism in Eukaryota, Metazoa, Chordata, Amphibia, Anura, Pelobatidae.